Osmerus eperlanus (European smelt) is the source of this 1506-nucleotide messenger RNA. It is a transcript of the gene exoc4, whose product is annotated as exocyst complex component 4. NCBI's taxonomy places the organism in Eukaryota, Metazoa, Chordata, Actinopteri, Osmeriformes, Osmeridae. The transcript is spliced from 12 exons. The record is from RefSeq and is a predicted model, not a curated record. Bases 31 to 1506 code for a protein of 491 amino acids. Gene Ontology annotation, cellular component: synapse; exocyst; growth cone membrane. Gene Ontology annotation, biological process: exocytosis; chemical synaptic transmission; Golgi to plasma membrane transport.
AGCAUCAGCAGCGAAUCUAUCGCUGGAAAAAUGGCGUCUGAUACAGGGAGAUACAGAAGCGCCGUUAGCAAAAGCAAAGAUCCUUCUGGCCUACUGAUAUCCGUCAUUAGGACCCUGUCCAGCAGCGAUGACGUGCAGGACCGGGAGACGGAGAAGGGACGCCUGGAGGAGGCCUUCGAGAAGUGCGACAGAGACCUGGACGAGCAGAUCGUCCAGCACUACACCGAGCUCACCACCGCCAUCAGAACCUACCAGAGCAUCACCGAGCGCAUCACCUGCUCCCGCAACAAGAUCAAGCAGGUGAAGGAAAACCUGCUGUCAUGCAAGAUGCUGCUGCACUGUAAGAGGGACGAGCUUAGGAAGCUGUGGAUCGAGGGGAUCGAGCACAAGCACGUCCUCAACCUGCUGGACGAGAUCGAGAACAUCAAGCAGGUCCCCCAGAAGCUGGAGACGUGCAUGGCCAGCAAGCACUACCUGCACGCAACCGACAUGCUGGUGUCAGCGGUGGAUGCCCUGGAGGGUCACCUGCUGCAGGUGGAGGGUCUGGGGGACCUGCGUCUAGAGCUGCACAGCAGGAAGCUGAACAUCCACCUGGUGCUGAUCGACGAGCUGCACAGACACCUCUACAUCAAGUCCACCAGCAGGCUGGGCCUUAAGAACAAGGAGAAGGGGCGGCCUGGACAGAGUUCUACGGCCAAAGACACAUCUCCGCUCCCCAUCACGGACGUGAGCAGUCUGUCCACCCCUCGAAAGCUGAUGGACUCUUCCCAGUUCAGCACCCCUGGCUCCAGCAGUGUGCGUGACCUGCAGACUCAGCAGGAUGCCCGUGAGGAUCUACCAGAGGUGGACCCAGAAGAGAACAGUGCAGAGUUCAUGGGCAUCCUUAUCAAGGGCCUGGCCAAGCUGAAGAAGAUCCCGGAGACGGUGAAGGCCAUCAUGGAGCGCCUGGAGCCGGAACUCAAACAGAUCCUCAAGAGAUCCACCACCCAGAUCGCCGACCACGCCUACCAGAGGGGAGAGAACCUGGCCAGCCAGCCACGGCUGCUGCUGGAGCUGCUGGAGCUGCUGUUUGACAAGUUCAACGCAGUGGCUCUCGCCCACAGCGUGGUGCUGGCCCAGCUGCAGCAGACAGCCGCCUCGCCCGCCGACGCCAUCAAGCUGUACGAGCAGGCCGACGUCUACGCCAAGAUCCAGACCGUGCUGCAGGUUCUGCUGAUGGACUAUCUGGACGUGAAGAACACUCGCAGCUCCACCGAGGCCUCCGCCCAGCUGUCCUACACCAGCACCGGGAGCGAGUUCGCCGCCUUCUUCGCCAAGAAGAAACCUCAACGGCCCAAGCAGUCUCUGUUCAAGUUUGAGUCGUCGUCUCACGCCAUCAGCAUGAGUGCCUACCUCCGAGAGCAGAGGAGAGAACUCUACAGCAAGAGUGGAGAACUCCAAGACAGGAUGACAGCCAGAGUCGCUCUAUCUGAAUACCCGCCUGGAAAGUUCAAGGGCACAGCUUGA